AUGACAACAUUGGUGGAAUUCGCGACUCCCUUCUUAGGGCUCGAUCGCAGCCGGAAGGCCCGCCCCGGCGCCAAGGACUCUAAGGGCAGCGGCGGUCCAAACGACAAAUGGUUCAUGGACUGUUAUUCCCACUCCAACUUAAGUACCAUCGGCGUCUACAUCACUCACAAACCUAUCAGUCCGAACCCAGCAUCUUCAUACACAGACACGUCGGCUCAUGUCGGCAACAACUGGACUAGCAGCUGGCCUGGCCUGCUACAACAAGGUUGGGGGGCUGUCUUCAUAUACGCCGGGUAUACCACCAAGACAAUUGUCAUCAACGCGGUCGUCUUCCUGGACAAUGAAGGUGGUAGACUGGCGUUGGACACCGACCUUCUCAAGUACUACACCGCUUUGUACGACGAGCUGCGGAAACCCGGGCCGAAGGAGUGCCAGCCCGUUCGACCUGGCGUAUACGCCUGGGGUGCCAACUCCUGUGAGCUCUUGAGACUUCAUCCUGACCUGUUCGUUUGGUGGCUGGAUCAUCGCUUGGACGAGGUUGCAGUGCGGAAGAAUGACAAUGAGCUGUACCCUAUUCCUAAGGAAACCGCCGAUUUCCUGUAUCUUGAGCCGGCGAAGUUCCCGAUUCGUUCAGCAUCCUUUCGUACGCAAUCUGGUGAAGUGAUCGGUCUACUUCCCAUCGGAAUUCAAGGUCUGCUGAAUUAUGGGAAAGAUACAUUGGCGGCAAAGAAGCUCAAAGACUGGAUCGACGCCGGCUCAAACCCCAAAGCGAAGCCCAAGUACAACAAUCUUCCGAAUUUGCCUCGGAGGGGUAUCACGAGCAACUUUCUCCCAAUGACUCCGUGGGAUCUGGAUAUGAGUCUAGUACGUGAUCCGAGAUACCCCCAAGCAAGCCCAAGGCUCUUCGUAGAUCCUGUCAGCGGAGCCUUUGGCCGUGGGAGUUACGUCAAGCUCGAGAAACGGAUGUCUGUUGAAGUUCUUGGGACCGGCCUGGCUACCGCCAUCCAAGGGGUCCACCUGGAAGCCGAAGCCCCACUGAUAUCCUUGGAUGGUAGGACCAUCGUAUCAAUUGGCAACUCCGGGAGCAUUGUAUCUUCCAUUCGGAGUAAUGCCGGUACCUGGUCGCCUUUUGCAGAUAUAGUAUCGAUUACACCUAAAGAAACCCCGAGGCGGGCUCGUGCCUUGGCCGGCGCAACCUUGUCGGACCAGUCGACUCAUGUCUUCUUCGUUGCUCGCGAUCAAACUCUACAUGUCGUAUCGCGGUCAUCCGCGGUCGCUUCGUGGACAGGUCCGACGCAGCUCCAUGACAACCGCGUACAUGGCUUCACUACACUUGUUGCUGUGCCCGCGCCGGGGUCCGGGCGAACAAUAAGCCUCUUCCACGUCUCGGUGGAGGGGCUGCUUUCGCAAAGCGACUUCACACCACAAUCUGCCCCAAGCGUAGCUCCACCGGCCAAGUUCUCGUACAUCGAGCCAACGACCGCUGGCAACCUUCUCAAGAAGGCCAGGGUGCAAACAAUCCUUGGCGAACUCUGUCUGGGAAGCGCUCUAGCUACCAUACGGCCACAUCCGUCCACGACAUUGGUGUUUGGUGUUCACCGGCGCACACUCCUAUUGACGCUCUUCGUCCACAGCGUGGCCUCUAACAGAUGGAUUGCAGCAAUACAGCUCGGCACCGUGCCUGACCACAAGGUCUUUGCUCACAGUAGACUUGCGGCUUCGCAGCCGAAUCCAAGUAAUACACUACAUGUACAGAUCGCAGCCGUGACAGCCUCAGGCGUGCCUGCUAUCUUCAACGUGGUCGGUACGCCCAGUCCAAGACCAAAUACGAUGCCCACCUGGGGUCUCGCCGCACAACCAGGCCCGAUGCCUGCAAUGCAGAUCUUACCCCGAGUCCGUCCGUCAAAUAGAGUGGCACCUGAGCCAGCCGGAAGUGUGUCUGUGCUCCAGUGGAGUGUCAAUCCUUUCAGUGACAUACAUUUUGGAGUAGAUCCGACGUUUGAUGCAAAGGCAGCCGGAAAAGACGCAUCAGCUGAGCGAGUCGUCGCGAUGGCGGGAACCGGUCCAGACAGCGCUGUGGGAGUUCUGUUCAGGCGCAUUUCUAGACCCAGUGAAGACUGGUUUCGAGCACCAGCGUGGGCAGCAAGCGAACUUUCCCCAACGACGGUGCUCCAUUGA
Molecule: messenger RNA, 2178 nt
Organism: Cyphellophora attinorum
Lineage: Eukaryota; Fungi; Ascomycota; Eurotiomycetes; Chaetothyriales; Cyphellophoraceae
Exons: 2
Coding region: 1-2178 (725 amino acids)
Source: RefSeq, a predicted model, not a curated record